AUGCCGCCGGCCUCGACUCACACACAACACGCAGCUGUCUCCGGACCGCCGUUGUCGUCGCGUCGGGUCGCCACUGUCCGCCUCCUCGUAGCCAGCACAACUGCUCGUCUCCGUCCUCCACCUCGUAACUGUAAUCCGGCUCGACGCCUCGCCUCCGUCCACAAACACAUAUCUUCGUCUUCGUCAGCUGCCGCCUCGCAUCGCCGCCUUCCGUCAAAAUUGAAAACAAAGAAGGUGCCCGUCGUACGAGUUCACAGAAACAUGAGCAAUGAUCUUCUGAUUGUGCAAUAUAAUGGGGAAUGGAUAAAUGAAGUCAGUUAUGAUGGAUAUGAAGUUUGUGGUGUCUUCCAUAAAGAGAGUGAAAGUUUGGAUGAUUUAGAAGAAGCUGUGGAAAAAAAUAAUAAAAAGAGAUUCAUCUGA
Striga asiatica is the source of this 420-nucleotide messenger RNA. Lineage: Eukaryota; Viridiplantae; Streptophyta; Magnoliopsida; Lamiales; Orobanchaceae. The record is from the annotation of a GenBank genome assembly.